GGGGCCGCAGGGGAAGAGGAGAGUCGGUAUGUCUCUCGACGAUCCCCCUGUCCUCUGCGGCCGAAGGGUGUGGCUGCCUCUGUAUUGGGCGCAAUGUGUGGGUGUCACCUGCCUAUCACCUCUUGCGCCCGUACAGAGGCAGACUUGGGUGCCCUGUGGCACCCAAGAUUUUGUGUGUGUCCUGGUCGGUGAUGCCCGCUCCCCCCGUCAGCUUUCUGACUGGUGCGCGGAGCGGGCUUGAUGGUCCGCGCCACGCUCGCGUGGCGUAAGGGGCGGGUGGUUAGCACUUGUGCUUGCUACUCGCCCAGGUCGGGGCCGAAAGGCCAGCCGGGGGGGCGUCGCGGUGAAAUGCCUAGCGACCCCGUGACGUCCCCCAUAACGACAGCGUGGAAACGCCCCAAGGGUUUAGUGGGUAGGCUGGGCCGACUAGCGGUCCAGGAGUCCCACUCAGUGCGUAACAAGCAUUCAUGGGUAAACAAAAAAAAAAGGUGUGUCAAUGUCAGGUGUCAGUCACGCUUUUCAGUCAACGUAGGUGUAGGUGUUAUGUACAUGUAGUAGUCAAUGGGUAGUAGUGUUAGAUAUACUUAUGUGGUUUGUGUGUUUGUAUCAUAGAUACGAAUAUCACUGGUGAAUAAAAAUCAUAAAAUAAGAGACAUGUCUAUAUCAGAUCUCAAACACACCCUAAGGAAGUAUGAAUUUCCAUCUUGUGCUAAGGAAGCUCUUGGGAAAGUCGAACAAAUAUUGAUUGGUCGGGUGGGCCCAUCAACUAAACAGAUUGAUAUAGCUAUGGACAUAAUAUCAGAAUUUGUGUUUUGUGAUAAUGAUCGCCGUGGAGGGCGGCGCAGCACUGGUCUGAGUCACUUGCAGCAGUUGCAGCUGAUCGACAUCAUCUGUGACUACCUCUCGGAGUGCACAAAUGAGACAACAAAAAAUACUGUAUUUCUGUCUCUUUUUGGUGGCAUGGAAAGCCAAAGAAGGCUGAAAAUUCUUUGUAUCCUGGCAAGUAUGGCAGUCUCCGCUUCAAGUACUCCUGUGCUACUGGCUGUAGGAGUGUGGCUCCAACAAACGGGCUGCUCCUCGCCGCAGUCGCUCCAGCUGGCGGAGAACAUUAUCCGUGACCACUUCUUCCUCAACACGUCCAACCGGAGCUCCUUGAAGUCCCUCGCCAACUCUGCCCCGCAAUUCGUGUCUAACUUCAUCACGGCCGUCACAGAAUUGUAUUUGAAUGAUACGCCAGGAACGAAACAGUUGCCACCCAAGCAUCUUUUGGAAAUCAUUACAGUUUGGGUGUACAGCAACCCAGCGCUGUGCACGUCGGCGCAGCAAAGCGCGGCCGCGCUGCCCAGCGGCGCCAUCCCCAUGGCCGCCGUGACGCCGCUGGCCGGCCUCGUGCGCUGGUGCGCGCGUGCGCCGCUCCACGCCCCGCCUGAUGCAGAGAUGGUAGAAGUAAUCGUUCCAAUAAAGAAAAUAAAAAUAGAAGACCAAAGCGACGCAAUCAUCAAGACUCCACCGCCGACAAUAACCAUGACAGAGUCAGAGUUAUACAUCAAGCUGCAUUUAGGCGUGCUGCAGAGCCUGCGCGCAGGUCGUCGACCUCUCAGCGCUCCGACAGCCGUCAGCGCGCAGCACCUCGCCGCGCUCGCCCUGGCGCUGCGACACUCGGCCGCCGCGCCCGACGUGUUACAGGAAUGCCUGGACAGACUGGGGCAGGCCGUGCAGGUGGCGCUGGCGCACGGCUGCGUGUUCGGGAACGUGAGCAGCCUGCUGGCGGCGCUGGAGGCUUUGCCCGCCAGCCGGCUGCUGCGCCUCGUCGUGCGACAACACCGGCAGCUCGUCUGACGCCCAUUGCUGAGCAUAGCCUCCUUUCGCGUUCGCCACACACGGUUUUCUAUAUAUGAAUUUGAAAAAUGUGAUAUUCAUAAGCAGUCCAUGUUUAAAGAACUGGAGUCAAUUGUUGUACUUAGGUCAAUUUGUAAAUAUGUUUUAAUAUCUUUAAGGUCUGUCAUCAAUGUUGUGAGUUACUUUAAUCUCAAUGCUCUUUAAAUAAACACUUAUACAGUGCCAUGAAACAAAAUAUAUAACUUCAAUAGCAGUUAUUCCCUUGAGUAGUUCUCUAAUUGCACAACAACUUUCAACUUAUCAGUGUAGUUGAAUUAUGUGAAUAGAUGUAAAUUAAAAUAAUAAACCAGAAUAACAAUAUAA
Molecule: messenger RNA, 2202 nt
Organism: Plodia interpunctella (Indianmeal moth)
Lineage: Eukaryota; Metazoa; Arthropoda; Insecta; Lepidoptera; Pyralidae
Exons: 8
Coding region: 655-1839 (394 amino acids)
Source: RefSeq, a predicted model, not a curated record